Molecule: messenger RNA, 4356 nt
Organism: Rattus norvegicus (Norway rat)
Lineage: Eukaryota; Metazoa; Chordata; Mammalia; Rodentia; Muridae
Gene: Prg4
Product: proteoglycan 4
Biological process (GO): immune response; vesicle-mediated transport
Cellular component (GO): extracellular region
Molecular function (GO): scavenger receptor activity; polysaccharide binding
Source: RefSeq, a predicted model, not a curated record
ACCUUACUGGAUUUAACUGCCAAGAAGGAAGACACAGGGCGAGCUUCAGGAGCUUCGAGUUGCUGCUUUGCACGCUACUCAAAGGCUUCCAGAAUGGUUUACCAUCUCAGAACAAUUUGUUCACUUCACUUAGAAAUUAGAAAUGUGUUUUGGCCAAUAAAUCUAACUUUAUUUUGUAGUAGUCAUUUUUCUUAAUGGAAGUGUUUUCCAGAUGUUGCCUAAGUCUAGUCGUCUGGGCCCCCAGCCAACAAAUGAGGAAAGCUUGAUUUCAUAGGUUGUCACUGUUGAUUUUGCCUAACCUUUGGACUAAUUGGUUCAUCCCAACCCAUUUGCACUGCUAUAUAAGACUUCCAGCACGCUGGGCAAACUCAUCUCUCCUUUGACAGGCAAGGGCGUUGCAUCCAAGAACAACCAUGGGGUGGAAAAUACUUCCCAUCUGCUUGUCGAUGCUGCUUCCUGUUUUCCUGAUUCAACAAGUUUCAUCUCAAGAUAUAUCAAGUUGUGCAGGGAGAUGUGGGGAAGGGUAUUCUAGAGACGCCACCUGCAACUGUGAUUAUAACUGCCAACACUACAUGGAGUGCUGUCCUGAUUUCAAGAGAGUCUGCACUACAGAGCUCUCCUGCAAAGGACGCUGCUUCGAGUCCUUCGCACGAGGGAGGGAGUGUGACUGUGACUCCCAGUGUAAACAGUAUGGCAAAUGCUGUGCAGACUACAACAGCUUCUGCGAAGAAGUGCAUAAUCCCACAUCACCACCUCCAAAGACUGCACCCCCGCCUCCAGGAGCGUCUCGCACCAUCAAAUCAACCACCAAACGUUCACCCAAAUCACCAAAAAAGAAGACUAAGAAAGUUGUAGAGUCUGAGGAAAUAACAGAAGAACAUUCUGUUUCUGAAAAUCAAGAGUCCUCCUCCUCCUCCUCUUCCUCCUCUUCAACUAUUCGGAAAAUCAAGUCUUCCAAAAAUUCAGCUAAUAGAGAAUUACAGAAGAACCCAAAAGUAAAAGAUAACAAGAAAAACACCCCGAAAAAGAAACCUAAUCCAGAACCACCAGUCGUGGAUGAAGCUGGAAGUGGUCUGGACAAUGGUGAGCCCAAGCUUACCCCACCUCCUGACCCUCCUACUCCACACAACAAAGUCACCGCAUCUCCCAAGACUACAGCGGCAAAACCAGUAACUCCUAAACCCAGUCUUGCACCUAAUUCUGAGACUUCCAAAGAGGCAUCUUCAACUUCCAAUAAAGAGACAACAGUUGAAACAAAGGAGACCACUGAAACAAAUAAACAGUCUUCCGCCAGUAAAAAAGAGAAGACUACUUCAGCUAAAGAGACACGGAGUGCAGAGAACACAUCUGCUAAAGACGUUGAACCCACAUCUACAACUCCCAAGAACUCAGCUCCCACUACCACCAAGAAGCCUGUAACUACAACCAAGGAACCUGUUCCUACCACUACCAAGGGGCCUGAACCCACCUCCAAGGAGCCAGCUCCCACCACCCCUAAGGAGCCUGAACUCACCAUUCCCAAAGAACCAGCUCCCACCACCAAGAAGCCAGCUCCCACCACCCCCAAGGAGCCAGCUCCCACCACCCCCAAGGAGCCUGAACCCACCACCCCUAAGGAGUCAGCUCCCACCACCCCUAAGGAGCCAGCUCCCACCACCCCUAAGGAGCCAGCUCCUACCACCCCCAAGGAGCCAGCUCCCACCACCCCUAAGGAGCCAGCUCCCACCACCCCCAAGGAGCCAGCUCCCACCACCAAGAAGCCUGAACCCACCACACCUAAGGAGCCAGCUCCCACCACCCCCAAGGAGCCAGCUCCCACCACCCCCAAGGAGCCAGCUCCCAAUACCCCUAAGGAGCCAGCUCCCACCACCCCCAAGGAGCCAGCUCCCACCACCCCUAAGGAGCCUGAAUCCACCACCCCCAAGGAACCAGCUCCCACCACCCCCAAGGAGCCAGCUCCCACCACCCCCAAGGAGCCAGCUCCCACCACCCCUAAGGAGCCUGCUCCCACUACCCCUAAGGAGCCAGCUCCCACCACCCCCAAGGAGCCUGCUCCUACUACCCCUAAGGAGCCAGCUCCCACCACCCCUAAGGAGCCAGCUCCCACCACCCCCAAGGAGCCAGUUCCCACCACCCCCAAGGAGCCAGCUUCCACUACCCCCAAGGAGCCAGCUCCCACUACCCCCAAGGAGCCAGCUCCCACUACCCCCAAGGAGCCAGCUCCCACCACCCCCAAGGAGCCUGCUCCCACUACCCCUAAGGAGCCAGCUCCCACCACCCCCAAGGAGCCAGCUCUUACUACCCCUAAGGAGCCAGCUCCCACCCCCAAAGAGCCUGAACCCACCACCCCUAAGGAGCCAGCUCCCACCACCCCUAAGGAGCCAGCUCCCACCACCCCUAAGGAGCCAGCUCCCACCACCAAGAAGCCUGAACUCACCAUCCCCAAGGAGCCAGUUCCUACCACCCCCAAAGAACCAGCUCCUACCACUCCCAAAGAGCCUGCACCCACCACCACCAAGAAGCCUGAACUCAGCACCCCUAAGGAGCCCACAUCUACUAACCCCAAGGAACCUGAACCCACCCUCCCCAAGGAGCCUGAACUCACCCUCCCCGAGGAGCCUGAACCCAGCAACCCCGAGACAUCCGAUGAAUUAAUAGCUGAGCUUGCUGAGGCACCCACACCAAAGGCUCUUGAAAAUAAUCCCAAGGAACCCACUGUACCAACUGAGACUCCUGAGGUAAGCAAGCCUGAAAUGACAACUGCUAAAGAGAAGACAACAGAAAAAGACACAACCCAAACUACAACAACAGUAACCCCUAAGACAACAACAGAGACAACAAUCAUACCGGAAGAGACUACUGAACCAAGAGCAAGUACCACCACUCGAAUAACGUCUACAGCUCAAGAUACCACAUCACCCCAAAUGACUACUCUGAAAGCUACAACUCUUGCAGCCAAAGUAACUGCUCCAACAGAAGAGAUUCAGAGCAAACCAGAAGAAACAACUUUAACAACUCCUGCAUUGGAAGGUUCUGAUGCUUCUAAGACAACCCUAAAACCUCAGAAACCAACCAAAGCGCCCAAGAAGCCCGCCUCUACCAAAAAGCCAACCAAAGCGCCCAAGAAGCCCACCUCUACCAAAAAGCCAAAGACACCAAAAGGGAGAAAACCAAAAACCACACCAUCUCCUCUUAAGACUUCAACAAUGUCUGAACAGAAUACCACUCCUCUAGAAGUCAUGCUGCCAACCACCACCGUCCCUAAACAAACUCCAAACUCUGAAACAGCUGAAGUGAAUCCAGCUCAUGAAGAUGCAGAUGGAGGUGAAGGAGAAAAACCUCUGAUUCCCAGGCCCCCUGUGCUAUCCCCCACUGCUGUUCCAGGAACCGAUCUCUUGGUUGAGAGACUCAAUCCAGGCAUUAACAUCCAUCCCAUGUUUUCAGAUGAGACCAAUAUAUGCAAUGGUAAGCCAGUGGAUGGACUGACCACUCUGCGCAACGGGACGUUAGUUGCAUUUCGAGGUCAUUAUUUCUGGAUGCUGAACCCAUUCAGACCACCAUCUCCACCACGCAGAAUCACUGAAGUCUGGGGUAUUCCCUCUCCCAUUGACACGGUUUUUACUAGAUGUAACUGUGAAGGAAAAACUUUCUUCUUUAAGGAUUCUCAGUACUGGCGCUUUACCAACGAUGUAAUGGAUGCUGGGUAUCCUAAACUAAUUGUCAAAGGCUUUGGAGGACUAACAGGGAAGAUAGUGGCUGCUCUUUCAAUAGCCAAGUACAAGGACAGACCUGAAUCUGUGUACUUCUUCAAGAGAGGUGGCAACAUCCAGCAGUACACUUACAAACAGGAGCCCGUGAGGAAGUGCACAGGGAGGCAGCCUGCCAUCAACUACUCAGUGUAUGGGCAGGCAGCACAGGUCAGGAGGCGCCGCUUUGAGCGUGCUGUUGGACCUUUCCAGACACACACCUUCAGGAUCCAUUACUCGGUGCCCAUCAAAGCCUCUUAUCAAGACAAAGGCUUCCUCCACAAUGAAGUCAAAGUGAGCACACUGUGGAGAGGGUUCCCAAAUGUCGUUACUUCCGCGAUAACACUGCCCAACAUUAGAAAACCUGACGGCUAUGAUUACUACGCCUUUUCCAAAGAUCAAUACUAUAACAUCGAUGUGCCUACUAGAACAGCAAGAGCAAUCACCACGCGCUCAGGGCAGACCCUCUCCAGAGUCUGGUACAACUGUCCUUAACCUGACUGGCAAAGAAGAAUGAAAUGAAAUGAAGAAAACAGUGAUACCUUUUGACAUUGAAAUACAUUUUAUUAAUAAAGAAUGUUGAAAUGAGCAUACCUAUUUAAAUACAAAA